UUAUCCCGAAUUGAAGAGGGGCAUAUUAUAUGGAUAGACAUUUAUUAUGGCGACAGAUUCGUCGUUCACUUGCACAGAGUCCUGUUAGUAGUGGUCUUUUAGCCAUAUUUGCUGGCACAACUCUAUAUUUUGGAAUAGAUACUUUCUAUAAAAGGGUUGCUGGAGAGUUGGAUGAACCUAUCCAACAGCGAAAGGAGUUUUAUAGAAUGAAAAGAGAGAAAACUAGACAAAAGUUGGAAGCUUUGGGAGUGUAUACAGAUGAAACUGAAGAAAACGACAGAAACAAAGUUUUAUAAAAGGACAGCUAUCUCGCUUUAA
Galdieria sulphuraria is the source of this 318-nucleotide messenger RNA. RefSeq lists its product as uncharacterized. The record is from RefSeq and is a predicted model, not a curated record. Bases 30 to 296 code for a protein of 88 amino acids. The transcript has 2 exons. Lineage: Eukaryota; Rhodophyta; Bangiophyceae; Galdieriales; Galdieriaceae.